Messenger RNA from Puccinia graminis f. sp. tritici CRL 75-36-700-3, 834 nucleotides. RefSeq lists its product as uncharacterized. The record is from RefSeq and is a predicted model, not a curated record. Lineage: Eukaryota; Fungi; Basidiomycota; Pucciniomycetes; Pucciniales; Pucciniaceae. Bases 1 to 834 code for a protein of 277 amino acids. The transcript is spliced from 6 exons.
AUGCUGUUUAUCAGUACCUCUAAUCCUUCCCAAGGUGGAACCAAGAGAUACUCCAUCCCACCCGGAAUAUUCAAUUUCUUGUUGAUUGGCUUCCCAGCACUUACAGCGGUCGCUUCGAUAUUCCUGAUCGUACACAAGGCGAGCCUUGUUCAAAAACAAGAUGUCUCAUACAACGUCCUAAUCAACCUACUCACAGAUGCGGCCAAGCUAUGGGAUGGAGGAGAGAAAAUUCUAUCAGAAUCUCGAAACUUUCUGCUUCAAGCAACUUACGAAGUCUUCUCACUAGAUACUUUCCUGAAAAACAGAAGUAGGAUCCGCAUUGGUUUAUUUUGGGCGUUCAUGGCUAUCCCUUCCAUACUGUUUUAUGUCGGCGGUGUAAUUGCAUUGGUUACCACAGUUUAUCAGCCCAUCAAGACUCCCAAAAAAUUGCAGCCAGCAAACCUCAAUCCAAACGAGAUCAAAACAGUCGGUAAUGAGAUGGAAAAUGGCCCUAUCAUACUGGGCAAAGAUGGUUCGAGGAAACUUUCACGGAGCCUCAAAUUUUUGUGGUUACAUUACUUCUCAAUGUCUAUGGCGCUCUCAAUGGACGCGGCAACCAGCAUGGUUUUCUAUCUUAACAAAGAUAACCUCAAAGAUAUCAGAUUAGCAAGGAAAUUUUUUGUGACAAACUUGUCUAGCUCAAUUUUCACUCUUGUUGCAAUGAUUAUUCUACUGGCUCGAAUAAUUGGCGAUGGAAAAGAAGCAAAGAAUUCAGCUUCUAAUUGCACCAGCGGGUUCACUGAGAGCAAUUACUCUGCAUCGAAGGUGGCGCCUGGAAACAAGCAGUACAUGUGA